Molecule: messenger RNA, 1638 nt
Organism: Penicillium coprophilum
Lineage: Eukaryota; Fungi; Ascomycota; Eurotiomycetes; Eurotiales; Aspergillaceae
Product: flavin-containing monooxygenase
Exons: 4
Coding region: 1-1638 (545 amino acids)
Molecular function (GO): flavin adenine dinucleotide binding; N,N-dimethylaniline monooxygenase activity; NADP binding
Source: RefSeq, a predicted model, not a curated record
AUGCCGUCCAACGAAUCGCUUUACAAUGAGACGAUCAAUGUAGACCCCGGUCAAUAUGCAUUCAAGGAGCGCAAGCUCCGUGUCAUCUGCAUAGGGGCAGGGUUCUCUGGUCUAAUUCUUUCUCAUAAAUUGAAACAUGAGCAGCCACUUGAGUUCGUGGAUUUCACGAUCUACGAAAAGAACCCCGAAGUUGGAGGCGCAUGGCUCGAGAACGUCUAUCCUGGUGUUGGAUGCGAUGUUCCUGCCCACAGCUAUGUCUUUCCAUUUGAGCCGAAUCCAAACUGGUCAAAAUGUUAUGCGGGUGGUGCCGAGAUUGAGAAAUACAUUGUCGACACGGUGGACAAGUAUGGAUUGAAGGAUCCGAUUGUGUUUGAUACCAAGCUCGUUAAGUCUAUUUGGAAUGAGGAGCGAGGCAAAUGGGCGCUCGAGUUGAAACAGAAUGAAAAAACUAUCCAAGAUGAAGCAGAUAUUCUCAUUGACGGUUCUGGUAUUCUCAACAAGUGGAACAUGCCGAAUAUCGCUGGUUUGGACCAGUUCGCUGGCAAGCUUGUCCACACGGCUGGCUGGGACAAAACCUACGACUGGACUGAUAAGAAGGUCGCAGUCAUUGGAAAUGGUUCAUCUGCUCUUCAAGUGGUUCCUGCGCUACAGCCCAAGGCUGCAAAAAUUGUCAAUUACAUUCGUCAGCCGACCUGGGUGUCGGUCAAUCUCUGUCCGGACAUCACGAAGGAUGGAAUGGGAACGAACUUUGAAUAUACCGAGGAGGAGAAAGCGAUGUUCCGAGAUGACCCAAAAGCAUUCCUGGAGUACAGGAAAAAAAUUGACUGCUCUGUCAACACCGUCUACCGACUGAUGUUAUCUGGCUCGGAGCACAACAAAGGGCUGUCUGAUGCAAUUUCUGGACUUAUGCGCCAGCGUCUCAGUCAAAAUUCCCAUUUGAUUGACAAACUGAUCCCAAAAUACGAAAUCGGAUGUCGCAGAUUAAGUCCUGGUGAUGGAUAUCUCGAAGCGAUGCAGGAACCAAAUGCCAAAUGGUGCUUUGAAGGCAUCGAAGAGAUCACCAAGACCGGUAUUCGCACAACAGCAGGUGAAGAGGAGUUUGAUUUGAUUGUUUGUGCGACUGGCUUUGAUACCACUUUCAUUCCUGGGUGGGAGCUAGUUGCCCGACAAGGUCGACGACUGGAUGUGCAGUGGAAGGAUGUACCCCAAGCAUACUUUUCUAUCUGUGCCGGUGGAGUGCCAAACUACUUCAUCUUCAAUGGACCCAAUUGUCCCAUUGGCCAUGGCAGCGUGCCCCAGAUGAUUGGUUGGACGGCUGAUUAUAUGCUGAAAUGGAUGAAGAAGAUGGCCCGGGAGGAUAUCAAAUCCAUCGCAGUAACCGAUUCCGCUGUUCGAAACUACAACCGUCGUGCCCAAGCGGGUCUCAGACGCACCGUUUGGAGUAAGGGUUGUCAUGCUUGGUAUAACAACGGAAAAGCUGUUACAGCGAUGUACCCGGGUAAAGCUAUCGAGGAUAUUCGCGGCGAAGACUUUGACAUUAGGCACAACAACAGCUCGGAUCCGUUUUCCUACCUUGGAAAUGGAGAACUGGAGUGGGAGAGAGAAGAUGGAGCGGAUUUGGCAUUCUAUUUGAAAUAG